Molecule: messenger RNA, 1380 nt
Organism: Budorcas taxicolor (takin)
Lineage: Eukaryota; Metazoa; Chordata; Mammalia; Artiodactyla; Bovidae
Gene: ANGPTL3
Product: angiopoietin like 3
Exons: 7
Coding region: 1-1380 (459 amino acids)
Biological process (GO): phospholipid catabolic process; phospholipid homeostasis; cholesterol homeostasis
Source: RefSeq, a predicted model, not a curated record
AUGUACACUAUCAAGCUCUUUCUUUUUAUUGCUCCUCUAGUUAUUUCUUCCAGAACUGACCAAGACUAUACAUCACUUGAUUCUAUAUCUCCAGAGCCAAAAUCAAGAUUUGCUAUGUUAGAUGAUGUAAAAAUUUUAGCCAAUGGCCUACUUCAGUUAGGACAUGGUCUUAAAGACUUUGUUCAUAAGACUAAGGGCCAAAUUAAUGACAUAUUUCAAAAACUCAACAUAUUUGAUCAGUCCUUUUAUGACUUAUCACUGCAAACCAAUGAAAUCAAAGAGGAAGAAAAGGAACUUAGAAGAGCGACAUCCAAACUGCAAGUCAAAAAUGAAGAAGUGAAGAACAUGUCACUUGAACUUGACUCAAAACUCGAAAGUCUUCUUGAAGAGAAAAUUCUACUGCAACAGAAAGUGAGAUACCUGGAGGACCAAUUAACCAAUUUAAUUAAAAAUCAACCUCAAAUUCAGGAACACCUGGAAGUAACUUCACUUAAAACUUUGGUAGAACAGCAAGAUAAUAGCAUUAAAGACCUUCUUCAGAUUGUGGAAGAACAAUACAGACAGUUAAAUCAACAGCAAAGUCAAAUAAAAGAAAUAGAAAAUCAGUUGAGAAGAACUGGUAUUAAAGAAUCCACAGAAAAUUCUCUUUCUUCUAAACCAAGAGCACCAAGAACGACUCCCUCUUUUCACUUGAAUGAAACAGAAAAUGUAGAACAUGACGACAUUCCUGCUGACUGUACCAUCAUUUAUAACCAAGGCAAACAUACAAGUGGCAUCUACUCCAUUAGACCUAGCAACUCUGAAGUUUUUAAUGUCUACUGUGAUGUUAAAUCAGGUAGUUCAUGGACAUUAAUUCAACAUCGAAUAGAUGGAUCACAAAACUUCAAUGAAACCUGGGAAAACUACAAGUAUGGUUUUGGGAGACUUGAUGGAGAAUUUUGGUUGGGUUUAGAAAAGAUAUACUCCAUAGUAAAGCAAUCUAACUAUACCUUGCGAAUCGAGCUAGAAGACUGGAAAGACAAGUAUUACACUGAAUACUCUUUUCACUUGGGAGAUCAUGAAACCAACUAUACACUACAUCUAGCUGAGAUUUCUGGCAAUGGCCCCAAGGCAUUUCCGGAACACAAAGACUUGAUGUUUUCUACUUGGGAUCACAAAGCAAAAGGACAUUUCAACUGUCCAGAAAGUAAUUCAGGAGGCUGGUGGUGCCAUGAUGUAUGUGGGGAAAACAACCUAAAUGGUAAAUACAACAAGCCAAGAGCAAAAGCUAAGCCAGAGAGGAGAGGAGGAAUAUGCUGGAAGUCUCAAGAUGGAAGGCUGUACUCCAUCAAAGCAACCAAAAUGCUGAUACAUCCAUCAGAUUCAGAAAAUUAUGAAUGA